Molecule: messenger RNA, 2743 nt
Organism: Erinaceus europaeus (western European hedgehog)
Lineage: Eukaryota; Metazoa; Chordata; Mammalia; Eulipotyphla; Erinaceidae
Product: glutamic-oxaloacetic transaminase 1 like 1
Exons: 8
Coding region: 168-2480 (770 amino acids)
Biological process (GO): L-aspartate biosynthetic process; adenylate cyclase-activating adrenergic receptor signaling pathway; norepinephrine-epinephrine-mediated vasodilation involved in regulation of systemic arterial blood pressure
Cellular component (GO): cytosol; membrane
Molecular function (GO): epinephrine binding; norepinephrine binding; beta3-adrenergic receptor activity
Source: RefSeq, a predicted model, not a curated record
CCGCCCCUCCUCCCCAGACCGCGGGCCAGGCCACCGAAGGGGCGGAGGACGCGGAGCGCUCUCACCCGGUCAGCCCGGGAAGAUGGCCCGGGCCCAGGGAGCCGCUCCCACGCGCCGCGGUCCCCUCCCCUGAGCAGGCCAGGCCCCCUUCCCUGGCGCAACGCGGGAUGGCUCGGUGGCCACAAGGGAACAGCUCUGCGCCCUGGGGGCCCGGGGUGCCCACCUUGGCGCCCAGCAGCGCCGACCCCAGUGGGCUGUCCGGAGUGCCGUGGGCGGCGGCGCUGGCCGGGGCGCUGUUGGCACUGGCCACCGCGGCGGGCAACCUGCUGGUCAUCGUGGCCAUCGCGCUCACGCCGAGACUGCAGACCAUCACCAACGUGUUCGUGACCUCUCUGGCCACAGCAGACUUGGUGAUGGGCCUCCUGGUCGUACCGCCCGCAGCCACCUUGGCGCUAACCGGCCACUGGCCCCUAGGCGCCACCAGCUGCGAGCUGUGGACGUCGGUGGAUGUGCUGUGCGUCACGGCCAGCAUCGAGACACUGUGCGCGCUGGCGGUGGACCGCUACCUGGCGGUCACCAACCCUCUGCGCUACGGCGCCCUGAUCACCAAAAGGCGCGCGAGGGCGGCCGUGGUGCUGGUGUGGGUGGUGUCGGCCGCCGUGUCCUUUGCGCCCAUCAUGAGCCAGUGGUGGCGCGUGGGGGCAGACGCCGAGGCGCAGCGCUGCCACUCGAACCCGCGCUGCUGCGCCUUCGCCUCCAACGUGCCGUACGCGCUGCUCUCCUCCUCCGUCUCCUUCUACCUUCCGCUGCUGGUGAUGCUCUUCGUCUACGCGCGAGUCUUCGUCGUGGCGACGAGCCAGCUGCGCCAGCUGCGCGGGGAGCUGGGCCGCUUCCAGCCCGAGGAGCCUCCGCCUGCGGCGCCCGGCUCUGCGCCCCCCGCCCUGCCGCCGCCGUGCGCUCCACCGGGCGAGGAGCCCUCCUCCCGGCGGCCCGCGCGUCUCCUGCCCCUCCGGGAGCACCGGGCCCUGCGCACACUGGGGCUCAUCAUGGGCACCUUCACUCUCUGCUGGUUGCCCUUCUUUGUGGCCAACGUGGUGCGCGCCCUCGGGGGCCCCGCUCUCGUUCCCAGCUCGGUUUUCCUCGCCCUGAACUGGCUGGGCUACGCCAACUCCGCUUUCAACCCGCUCAUCUACUGCCGCAGCCCCGACUUCCGCAGCGCUUUCCGCCGCCUGCUGUGCGCCUGGGGCCGUCGCCGCACCCCCAGCACCUCGCUGCGGUCCCCAGGCACCUCGACCCUGCAGCCCAGGCCCGCCUCGCGGAGUCCCAAUAGUGCUUGCUGCUUGAUGGUCUGCAUGAACAAAGAAGGCCAUCCCUGGGUCUCUUCCGUGGUGCCCAAGAUCCGAAUGCAGAUCUCACGGGAUCCCUCUCUGAACUAUGAGUACUCGCCUGCGAUGGGCAUGAAAACAUUCAUCCAAGCCUCCUUGGAACUCCUCUUUGGAAAAAGCAACCAAGCCAUUGCACAGAACAGGAUAGGGGGUUUGCACACAGUUGGUGACAGUGGUGCUUUCCAACUUGGUGCCCAGUUCCUCAAAACUUGGCGCCAGAAUUCUCAGAUAGUUUACAUCAUUUCUGCACAAAAAGAAUUUCAUGGACUUAUCUUCCAAGACAUGGGCUUUGUAGUUCAUGAAUACUCCUUCUGGAACUCCAGCAAACUGUGCAUCGACCCACACAUAAUCUUCGAUGUAUUGGAGCAAGCCCCACAGGGCUGUGUCUUCGUGAUAGGGAACUUGAGCAAUUGCAAGCUGACACACAACCAGUGGGUAAAGUUGAUGUCUAUCAUGAAGGUAAGUCCAAACUCCCACCCAACUUUCCUCUCUCUCUCUCUCUCUCUUCUCUCUCUCACUAUAUACCAUCUGCUGCUCUUCCAGUCUCAUCCUUCUUCAUUCUCCUUUCUCCUACAGAACAAACAGAUAUUCCCAUUUUUUGACAUUCCAUCUCAAGGUUUCAUCACAGGUGACUUGGAAGAAGAUACUAGAUUCUUACAGUACUUUUUGUGUUGUGAAUUUGAGUUUUUCUGCAGUCAGUCUCUGUCCAGGAACUUUGGCAUUUACGAUGAAGGAGUGGGGAUCCUGGUCGUGGUGGCACUCAACAACGAGCUCCUGCUGUGUGCCCUCUCCCAGUUGCUCACUUUUGCCAGGUCCCUGUGGCUAAACCCUCCUACCAUGGGUGCUCGCAUCAUCACCACCAUCCUCCGUAACCCUACUCUGCAAGAACAAUGGAAGCUGAGUCUAAAAAGGGUUGUAGAGAACAUCAUGUUGAUCAAAGAAAAAGUGAAGGAGAAGUUGCGGCUUCUGGGAACUCCUGGCUCCUGGGAACACAUCACUGACCAGAAUGGGACCCAUUGCUAUCUGGGACUCAGUCAUCCCUCUCAACUCCUAAAAAUAUCUCACAAUCAUCCUGGGUCAGGGGAGGGGGCCUAGAAAUGGCCACCCCCAAGAUCUGACAAUUUUUGGUAAUCACCAGCCCAGCAGCUGGAAUACCUGGUCACAAAGAAGCACAUCUAUGUCCCCAAGAGUGGUCGGAUCAACUUCACCUGCAUUAAUACCAACAACAUAGACUACAUUGUCAACAGCAUCAAUGAAGCAGUACUCUUCUCAGGAAGCUGAAAAUUACCUUCAUAACGCAAAAGAUUUUGGACUGGGAAUUAAAACUUUUAAUCUUUGCAAAAAUAAAAUAAUACUAA